CAGUCAUUUCUGGCGUUGGAGCAAACAAUUUGCGAAAAAGUUAUUUGUCCGACUAAUACAAAGAUUAUAAGUGUAACUACGUUAGCGAUAAAAUCAUUAUUUCAAGUUGAUAAUAUAGUUGGUUGUUACAGAUUCUGGAUACCAAAAUAUUGAACUAAGCGGCAAGACAUACAAUGGCAUUAUCUACUGCAGGAGAAAAUAGGCCACCUAUUCUUCAUAUACUGGUUGUGGGAUUCCACCACAAAUUAGGCUGUCAGGUUGAGUUCUCAUAUCCACCGCUAAUACCAGACACAACGGGUAAAAAUGAAUGUCCAUCUGGUUGGAAAUAUUUGCCUACAUUAGCACUGCCCGAUGGUUCACAUAACUUUGCAGAGGACACAGUUUUCUUUAAUUUGCCUAGUCUAACUGAACCAACGGAGAGUGUGUAUGGCGUAUCGUGCUAUAGACAAAUACCAAUUGAGAAAUUAAAAAUUCGCACAGCAGAUAUGACACGAAGUACAGUGCAAAAAUCAAUUGUAGUACUCGCUCGGCUGCCUAUCUAUGGUUAUAUAGAGGUUAAACUCUCGUUAAUAGCGGAUGCAUUUUUUGAGAAAGGUGAUUUUUCUUGCACGGAACUACUAAUAAAAGCAUACCAACAACUCAAUGCCUGCUUAUUGGAUGAUGAAACCCAACGACCACUACGUAAUUUUUACGUUGGUUUGUCGUUACGUGAAAUCGUACUUCAAUGGCGCCAUAAGGUGCUCAUUCUUUUCAAAUUGUUCCUGUUGCAACGUCGAGUUGUGUGCUUUGGUUCACCCGUACGAGGCAUGUGUGUGCUGGUGUUAGGCAUCGCAUCAUUAAUACCACGUCUGCUGGAGAAAGGGUUUCAAGAGGUGGCUUGUGUGCGAACAUCACGACCAUUAUCACCAAUGCCGGAUUUCACCGAUUCUAUACACCAGGAGACAGCAGAAUUGAAGCAAGGUGAAGAAUAUGUAACUACUUUUGAGAAACAUGCCCAACAACCAACAACAAAAAUAGUAGAAGAAGUUUGUGAGAGUGAAGACGGUAACGGCGGUAGUGCCGCCGGUGACACAGCAGAUGAUUGCACUUUGGUAUCAUCUGCUAUAUCAGCAGCGAGCCAAGCGGCUACUGAUGACACAUCAACUAAUACAUCAUCGUCGCAGUCAACAAGAGAGCUCAACCGCCUUGAUUCUUUAGAGGGAGCCGGCGACAUAGGAAACAAACGGUUUGCACGCAGCGAUUCACUAACUCGAGAAGGCAGUGUUGAUACUUUGGCAUCAACGCUAUGCACCUUAUGCUCCAUAAACCCAGACGAAUAUCGCGCACCCAUUUCAAUUUUCGCCAGUGGUAAUCUAUUCUUGCCAUAUCUUUCGUUGCCAUAUAUGGAUUUACUUAGUGAUCCAUCUGUACUGAGCUAUGUCAUUGGCACUUCGAAUGUAUUGUUCCAACAGAAACGUCAACUUGCCGACGUGUUGGUGGACGUAGAAAAUGCCAAUAUAGAUGCGAUUGAUGGAGAAGUACGACGACAAUUGAUUUUAAGUACUGAGGAUUUACGAUUCAUGGACUAUAUGCUUAAACAUGUGCAAUCGCCGAAAGAGGACGCCGAGGGCAGCGAGCAUUGGAUACGUGAUCAAUUUCAAGGCUAUAUUCUAGCGCUGUUACGUACGGCAGUGUCCAGUGAUGUUACUACCAAAGACAACGAACACUUCAAUGCACAUUUUAUGCAGGCAUUUAAACGCACACAAUGUUUUCAAGAAUGGUACGAUGUGCGACCUGAAGCUGACUUUUUCGACGCCUUGCCCGCCGGACAUCCAUUUGCGGGUACACUUUCUGUAGCCGAUAUGAAGCUAAAAAUUGCACAAACAAUGCAAAACAGUGAAAGCGGUCGCAAAAUCAAUCAAGCCGUAAACACAACCAGUCGUGUAGUUGGAGUUGCACUUUCGCAGGCGAAGGGCACAUUCUCUACCUGGUGGUCCUCCAUCACUACACCUCCCACACAGGCUGCUGCCCCCGCCGAAGUUGGUGAUGGAGAGAACAGCACAGGGGUAUCGGCGAAACCCAGUAUGGAACAACAAUUGACGGAACAGCCACAAGAAAUCUCGAUUACAUUCCAAAAACACAUUGAAGAUUCAGAUCGCGUAAAUAUACGUAUUGAGGGCGAAAAGAAAAUGACCUGCCCUGGUAGUAAUACCAGCAGUAGCGGCAGUGAGAAACCUAUUGACAGUGCUGAAGAACUAGGCGAAGACGAAGAUGUUUUGGACAAUAAGAAUAUGAGUGGAGAGGCUGAUAGUCAAACAGAUAUUAGUGGGGCACAAUUGCAACAAGGCAUUGUCGAGAUUGGGCGGGAAGCUGAUGUGUUGAAUAAACCUAAAGCCGCACCUUUGCAAACCCCAACUUGCGGCACAGAUGUGGCUAAUGAGACACCACGAGACAAUGGUGAUGUAUUUAUUGUAUAAAUUCGUUAAGAAAAUAUAAAUUUUAAUUUGUUUAAUUUUUCCUAAAAUGUUUUCGUCGAUAUUUAUUUAUUAAUUUGAACUUAAUUUAUUAUUGUUAAAAAAAUUUUAGUUCUCAAGCGGAAAAUAGUUAGUUUAAAAGAUUUAAUUUAAAUUAAUACGACCCGCAUUAAACUCUACUGUAUAUCAUUUAUAUUAUAUUAUGUUAUUAAUAUAAUACAAUAUAUAUUUGUACUAGUUGCCAUAAGUUUGCGCCAAAGUACUUUCAAAGAUUAUUUUAAAUGCGCUCAAGUCAAAUUUAUGAAUUUCAUGCUCUUAAGAGGUUUACUUUAAUAAUAAGUGUGAUUUUGGGAUAAUUUUUCAGUGUGAGGUUUAAGUCAAAUGAUACAUGAGUAGAAAUUAAAAACGAUUAAAGACAAAAUGAAUUUCUGAGCAAGAGAUUUUGUUAAUUUAAAUUUUUGUAUACUUUUUCAUUUAUGCUAAGCUCUAAAUCGUCCUAUUUUAGAAAUGUAUAAGUAUAUUAAUCGGUAAAUAUUUGAAGCUGUUCCAAGUGCAAUUUAUAUUUAACAAACGAAUUAACAACCAAUGACCUUUGAAAUGAAGCUAUACAGAAAUUAAUUUGUAAACUGUGUGUGGCAAUAAAUAAAAA
This is a messenger RNA of Bactrocera dorsalis (oriental fruit fly), 3102 nucleotides long. Its product is annotated as late secretory pathway protein AVL9 homolog. The coding region runs from base 174 to 2456 and encodes 760 amino acids. Gene Ontology annotation, cellular component: cytoplasm. The record is from RefSeq and is a predicted model, not a curated record. The transcript has 8 exons. Lineage: Eukaryota; Metazoa; Arthropoda; Insecta; Diptera; Tephritidae.